AUGGGACUCAACCACAAUAUUGAUCAGCUACUCAUGCCGGAAAAUGAUCGGGGCAUAUCAAUCUCUCCGAAAUCAAAGCCUGAGAAAGGAAACAAGAAGAUCGUGAAAAUGCUGUACAACGCCCUGGCACGAGGUGACGCCGACACCAUUGCUAGGGUUGUGGCCCCCGACCUUGAAUGGUGGUUCCAUGGACCUCCGCAAUGCCAACACAUGAUGAAGAUACUCACCAGAGAGUCGAUGCACUCGGAGUUCAAGUUCAGGCCUCGGAGCAUCGUGGCCGUCGGCGACCGCGUGAUCGUGGAGGGAUGGGAUGGAUUUUAUAAGGUGUAUUGGGUGCACGUGUGGACGCUUAAGGAAGACAUGAUUGUGCAAUUCCGUGAGUAUUUCAACACGUUGCUCACGGUGUUGCUUAGGAUUCUCGAAACCGGAGAUGAGACUCUGGUGUGGCGAAGUGACCCCAGGGAGAUUUCAAAGCGCUCGCUGCCGGACCUUGUGCUGGCUAUCUAG
Molecule: messenger RNA, 507 nt
Organism: Juglans microcarpa x Juglans regia
Lineage: Eukaryota; Viridiplantae; Streptophyta; Magnoliopsida; Fagales; Juglandaceae
Product: wound-induced protein 1-like
Exons: 1
Coding region: 1-507 (168 amino acids)
Source: RefSeq, a predicted model, not a curated record